Messenger RNA from Acromyrmex echinatior (Panamanian leafcutter ant), 551 nucleotides. RefSeq names its product zinc carboxypeptidase. Lineage: Eukaryota; Metazoa; Arthropoda; Insecta; Hymenoptera; Formicidae. Gene Ontology annotation, molecular function: metallocarboxypeptidase activity; zinc ion binding. The record is from RefSeq and is a predicted model, not a curated record. Gene Ontology annotation, biological process: proteolysis.
UAUGAUAUUGGCAUGAAAGCGAUUACAGCUCUCGCAACUAGAUAUGGAACUGACUACGAAGUCGGAAGUAUUGCCGAGACAAUAUAUGUGGCUUCUGGAAAUACUGUUGACUGGAUCAAAGGCAUAUAUAAUAAAUCAAUCGUCUACACUUAUGAAUUACGUGAUAUAGAUCAAUACGGCUUUUUAUUGCCACCUGAGCAAAUUAUCCCGACUGGAGAAGAGACUUUGGAUUCUAUCAUAGCCAUGAUUAAAGAAACAAAAACUAAAAAAUAUGGUUGAAGUUUCCGAGAGACCUAAUGUGCAUAAUAGAAAGAAUUUAUAUGACGCAAAUUCGUAGUCCAACCUAUUGAAACCUACUAAAGUGUGAAAAUCAUCUCAAAUGAGUCGUCGUUUACGUGAUAUAAGAAUUCACGUAUUGUAACAAUGUAUAUUAUAAAUUCGAAAUAUAAUGUGUUGAAUAUGAAAAUGAUUAUAAGCACUUACUUUAAUAUAUUUAUAACAAACAAAUAAAUGACAAUGUAUAACUGUAACAAUUAAUGUAAAGUAGGAAA